CGUCCUGUUUCCCAAGCUCCCCGCGAAUCGCUUUGGACAGUGUUUCCAUUUGAUGCCAUGUUCUUGGUUUUAUCUAGCAAAGUUAUUUUCGUCAUCAAUUAAUUGCGUUUACGGGGGGAAGAUUAGAUUAGAAUUGGUGUAAAUCUGAAACAAGUGUGAACGGAUUUAAUACAUAGUUUGAUAGUUUGAUGAUUUAAAGAUUCUACUGAGAGAAAAUGAGCGGAAGUGGAGAAAGCUCCGGACCCUUGUUCGUCAAUCCCGUAGAGAAGUUUGAAGAAUCUUUCAUGAAAUGUUUAGCAUCUCUUACAAAAGAAGAUACUCUAACGAAUGUGGACAGGGAUGAAAUACGGGCAGAUGUAGAGCAAGGGAUUUCAAACGUGAUAGAAUGUGCUCGAACGGUAGAGUCGUAUUUUCUCAAGAAACGGCAGGAAAUAUCUGCUCAAAAACCGGAACUUCAAAUUAAAGAUGAUUCAAACGAGCUGAGGCUAGAAAUGAUGAGAAAGGACGAAUUGCUCAAAAAGAAUUAUGAGAAAAUUAGCCACUGGCAAAACAUUUUAUCGGAUGUUCAAGCAGCAGGGAAGCAGGUCGGUAGUGGAGGUCCAGCAAAUAAUCCACAGCAACCAAAUAUUCCUCCUGGGAGCCACCCAGGAGGAGGAGCAGUAGGUGGGGGGAUGAGUCAAAGUGGCCCUUUGUCUCAAGGUCCAAUGUCCGUAGGCCCCCAUACACCAAUGUCCAUAUCACAAGGACCUCAUACCCCCAUGUCAAUAUCCCAAGGGCCUCAUACACCCAUGUCAAUAUCCCAAGGGCCUCAUACACCCAUGUCAAUAUCCCAAGGGCCUCAUACACCCAUGUCAAUAUCCCAAGGGCCUCAUACACCCAUGUCAAUAUCCCAAGGGCCUCAUACACCCAUGUCAAUAUCCCAAGGGCCUCAUACACCCAUGUCGCAGGGACCCAUGACACCCACAGGAGGAGGAGGAAGGCCGAAUACGCCGGGGUCAGGUAGGCCCCAAACACCUGGUGGGAUGGGGGCAUCACGGAUGCAAAAUGCGAAUAUUGGUUAUUCGCCAUCUGUACAUCAGCAGUCUAUCGGAUCUCCGCAGUUGGGCCCAGGAGGAGGUCACGGUAUGGGAGGAGGUGGUGGGCCAGGACUCCAAGGUCCUUUAGCUUAUCUUGAAAAAAGUGCGUCAGAUUCUAGGGGAAAAGGAGGGCGACCUAAAGGCAGUGGUCAGGGAAAAAGUCAACAAAUCGCUACAUGUUCUACUUGGGGGCCGUUUCUAAGUCCAACCACUCCUCCUGGUCCUGGUCCUUCAAAGAAUAAAUCUAAGACACCAAAAGUUUCUCAGCCCCGAAAGCCAAGGGCCAAAAAAUCAGAUAAUGUUAACAAUCUGCAACCUGAAAAGAAACAGAGUCGACGACCCAAAAGUGAAGGAGCUCUCAAGGACAAGGUCGCCGUCGAGACGUCAUCAACUCCGAGUGAUGCUGUUGUGAAUGUGACCAUCGUUCCAGACCCACCAAAGCCAAAACGUAAGAGAAAGGCAAAAGGUGCUGUGACAGAUGAAGAAGAUACGAGUAUUGUUAAACCUAAACGAUCCAGAAAAAAGUAAUUACUAGAAAUUGUAAUUGAAUAAAAAAUGCAUUUUCAUGCGACCAAGUAUUUAAUUCAA
Folsomia candida is the source of this 1664-nucleotide messenger RNA. RefSeq names its product basic salivary proline-rich protein 1. NCBI's taxonomy places the organism in Eukaryota, Metazoa, Arthropoda, Collembola, Entomobryomorpha, Isotomidae. The record is from RefSeq and is a predicted model, not a curated record. Gene Ontology annotation, cellular component: mediator complex. The transcript has 4 exons. The coding region runs from base 216 to 1604 and encodes 462 amino acids.